GGCCCCGCACAGAGCAGCGCUAUGGCGGUGGAGCUCACUCAGGACGCCGUGCUCUACUUCCUCCAGAGCCGCGGAGGCUCCGUGACCAACGCGGAGCUGCUGCUCCACUUUCGGCCCUUCCUCCGAGAGCACGCGGAUCGGGACCGGAACCGCGAAAUAUUCAAGAGGUUUGUGAACUCAGUGGCGCGGGUCAAACAGGAGGACGGCGUCAGCUACGUGGUGCUCCAACGAAAGUUCCGCGGCCACGGCCAAGUCGUUGGCCCCGGUGUGAGCGGGCCGAGCAAAGAGGCGCCUCUGACCGCCUCUACUCCGAGUAAUGUGCACCUCAGUUCGCUCUGGAAUGUAGACAAACCCCGCAACAAGUGCCCGGAGCCCGGACCCGCCCAAGGGCCCCUGAUCCUGCCGGCUGCAGGGAUUAUCCUCAACAACAACAAUAACAACAGUGUGGAGCCCAACCUGAACCUGCCCCAGCGCAGAGUCUCACCGAGCCCUGCGCCCGGACCCUCUCCCGGACCCUCUCCGGACCCUCCCCCGGACCCUCUCCCGGACCCUCCCCCGGACUCUCUCCCGGACCCUCUCCCGGACCCUCUCCUGCACACACGGCCCUCACGAUCCUCCACAGACGCUCUGAGGCUCCCAGCCAUGCCCAGCCUGUGCCCGCCCCGCCGCAAGGACACACGGGGCUCCCUGAAGGUCCUGCCCGAAUAGAAAAGAGUUGCUCCCGUGACACUCGUAGAACCCAGAGAAAGUGUUCCCGCCCCGGUGUGCUCCGCUCGGCCUGUCCUUCAGCCGCACACUGCUCCCCGCCUCUCCGUGAGCCCGGGCCCAGCUCCGAGCGUGCCCCGACAGGCAGCAGCCUCCGUCAGACCAGUCGAGCGGGAUGUGGGCAUGGGUGAAGAGCCUCUCCCGCAGGGACAGGUGCGCUCUCUCCAGAGCAAUGCGCCACGGAGAGCGCGCCACAGGCAGAGCUACCGGAGCGCCGUGUCCGUGGACGAGGACGAGGAGGAUGAAGAAGAGGAGUUUGUCCCGGACAGGAGAGCCUCUGCUCCGUUUGAAUCCGUUGCGGUGCGGGGCAGGGCCGCAGGGGGGAUGCCAGGGCGGGUCAUGUCUCAGUCCACGCCGGUCCUGGACGCUGUCCCGGUCCAGCUCCUCGGUCCAGACACGAGCGCGAGAGGCCUGGAGGAGCGUCACGUGAUCGGCCUGCGCGUGCCACCUCCCGUUUUGCCUCAGACGGUGUCCCCUGUGAGGACCGUCCCCCAGAUCCGAGUUCAGGACUUAGACCCAGGUCCCAGGGGACGAUCCAACCUAGAGCCCACCUUCACGCCACCGUCUGCGCUCACUACGAGCAACCUCUAUGACUCUAGCAGCAGUGUGGAGCAGAGCCCCAGAGGCUCAGCCUGGAGCAGCUGUGAGGAACUGUCAUACAGAGGAGCAGCAGCUGGAGCAGCAGCAGGAGCAGCAGCAGGAGCAGCAGCAGGAGCAGCAGCAGGAGCAGCAGCAGGAGCAGCAGCAGGAGCACAUGGGGCAGGUGGAGGCAGCUGGCAGCAGUCUGCAGACAGAGGGAGGGCCUGGCAUGGUUCCACAGGUGACCUCUAUGAUGACAAGGAAGGGCGUGGUAAUGACUCCACCCCCUCCCCAGCUCAGCUCCGGCCCUGGGUUGCCUAUCGACUCAGCGGAAACCUGAGGAGCCGCAUGUCCAUGAGUGUAGGAGCAGACCUGGACCAGAUGAUGGACGAGGAGGACCGCAGAGCUCUGGGGGGCAGUGAGGCGGCGCGUCUCCACCGGCUGCACCUCAUCUCGUCCUCCCUGAACCUGAGACAAAUGUCCUCGUCCUCCCUGUCCUCCCUGUCCUCCUGCUGCACGCCGCCCCGCUCCCACAGCCUGGCUGACCUCACCGACAGAGAGCCCCAGAGAGAGAAGAGGCGUCUGAGCUGCACGCCGCAUCACGAGGGCCACAGCAGACAGAGCCAGGUGCCUCUGGAGCAGCGUGAGCACCUGUGGCUGGUGAAGGCGGCCGAGGGGAUGUGGCCCGACAUCUACUCCCUGUUCAGAGAGGAGCCCUCCCUGCUCCACCGGAGGGACUUCAUCUCUGGCUUCACUGUCCUGCACUGGAUCGCCAAACACGGAGACCACCGUGUCCUCAACACACUCUGGUACGGUGUGGAGAAGGCGGGGCUGAUGUUUGACACAGAUGCCCAGUCGUCUUGUGGGUACACUCCUCUGCACAUCGCUGCCAUCCACAACCACAAAAACAUCAUGCGGCUGCUCGUCAACAAGUUUGGAGCCAGCGUGAGCGUGCGGGACGCGUCGGGGAAAAAGGCCUGGUCCUACCUGCCCCCGGGCAGCCCCCCGGACCUCUUCCAACUGCUGGGUGCCCCUGCCAAAGCUGCCCUGGCACAGACGGAGGUUGUUGAAACGUGGGCCGCCCCUCAGACCCGCCCACAGUCACAGAAGCGCCGCAGACGGCACCACCUCUCGUCGGCCUCCGGGCAGCGCCCUCUGCCUGGAGAAGCCAAAGUCAAGAGGACCAGCUCUCUGGCAGCUUUCCUCAAACACAAGUCCCUGCAGAAGGUCAAGGGCGAGUGGGCCAUCUGAGGAGGCUUCUGCUGUGGACUUCAGGUCUCUACUGCUGCACACUCAGGGCCGCACCUGCCCUAUAACCCACUCUCUGGGCCAGCGCUGGGAAAUAAGUGAACACAUGUACUGAGAAUAUGUAUCCAGAAUACUUCUUCUGAGUAACUGUAUUCCAGGACACUUUUUGGUUUGGCGAUAUUCAGAAUACAGUUACUUUUCUAAAAUCAAAGGAGUACAUUGUUGUACUUGAUUACACAGUUUAAGCUGUUAAAUCCUAUGUUGUGUUUUUACACUGUAAUUGAAAUGCAACUGGAUGUAAAAGUAUUUUAUGUAUUCAGAAUUCAGUACUCUUGAUAAGGCUGUGUAUCUGAAUACGCUACAAGACAUUUUACUGCAGGUUUUCAGUAUUCUGUAUCUAAAUAUUUUUUCAAAGUAUUGUUUGCGUCAGUGCUCAAGGCCCAGCACACAGACUGCUAUCACCUCCUCUGGACUCAUCUGUAGCUCCGCCCACACUGACCUGUGUGUGUCCAGGGACUGAGGUCAGAGGUCAGAUGAUUGAGCUGUGACCUGUGCUGUGUCCAGUCUGAGCCGUGCACGACACACCACACAACAGGUCUGUAAGAGGAACCCAGAGCUCUGGGACUGUCCCACACCAAAGCACACUUUCUAUGAUUGUUUUUGUGUUAAAAGUAUUACAGUGAGCACACACUGAAGGCACUGGACACACUGAACUGAAAUGGAUGCACUUUAAAUGAUGCAUGUGGCUGGUGAACGUGUGGAGACACUGUGGUGAAUGGGUGAGUCUGUAGAUAUUAGAUGUAUAAAGGUUUCAGUCUCUUCGGCUCGUGUGAUUUUUACAUGAUUCUACAAGAACCUGAGCUUUAAGGGUCUGUCCUGUUUACACCAGUCAAAUAUUUGGACACUUUUCUUUUGUUGACUUUUAUUUCCAUGAUUAUUUACACUGUAGAUUCUCACUGAAGGCAUCAAAACUAUGAAUGGACACAUAUGGGACGUAGUGAUCACAAACUCCCGAAGUUUAUAUUUUAAAUUCUUCAAAAAUAGCCUUUACCUUCAUACACCCGACAAGGCACACACGUGCAGUGAAAACCAUUUCAGGGGACUUAAUCAUGAAGCUCAACCUUCAAGGUCAACUUUUUUUUUGCUACUUGCUUCAUUUUUUACAUCUUCAUUUUGAAUCUAACAUAAAAGCAGUAAACAUAAAGGAAAACCAGUGAAUGAAGAUGUGUCCACACUUUUAACUGCUAGUGCAUCUUGUACAAUUGUUUAAACAACUCUGCCAGAGGUUUUAGUGAUUUUCUGAAGAGUCAUGAGUAACACACGUUCCCCUGCGAGGGCAAACUAAUCACCUGUGAGGGAAGUCGUCAUAGUGAUGGAAUGUCCUCCACAGCACAGAGCACUGUUGUUUGAAUACAAGGGAAGCUCAGCUGUUGAAAUGUUUGCCGUUUUCAUAAAUGUCAACAUGGAACUGUUUUCAAAGUCUGUGAAAGCAUCUCCUGUAAAGAUAUUUUUCACAACUGUUAAUGUCAACACCAAUGAUAUGAAAAUAAACAACAAAUGUAUGGCA
This is a messenger RNA of Boleophthalmus pectinirostris (great blue-spotted mudskipper), 4159 nucleotides long. RefSeq names its product ankyrin repeat domain-containing protein SOWAHB-like. Gene Ontology annotation, molecular function: protein binding. Lineage: Eukaryota; Metazoa; Chordata; Actinopteri; Gobiiformes; Gobiidae. The record is from RefSeq and is a predicted model, not a curated record.